GGGCUGGAUGGUGUUUGUAGACCAAGACUUUUGGUAAACCCGCUACAACGCACGUGAGAAGGGCCUGCUACACGACUCUCCCAUCAGACUAUGCCUUUCCCAGUUGGGGAGGAAAGCAAAAGGGAGAGAGUAACACGGGGCAGCGGAGGGCGACCACGGGGAGAGAGGAACAGGCUGACGUCUCGCGUGCGCUCUGGAGAUGGAGAUGACAAACCGCAGCCUGCACGGGGACUCCAAAGUGGACUAUGUAAACUGCGAUGGCCUGAUCAGUCGGAACUGUGGGGAUUCCGCAGAUGUGUCGGUGCCGCUGACAAUUCCCGGGAAACGGACAACUCACAUGGAGGGAGACGACCUUUACCGACUACGAGACAGAAAGUUAUUAUUAGAGGAUAAAAAGCGCCUGUGCGCGUGGGCUCUGGGCACUGCUCUGUUCGGGAUACUGCUCAUGAUAAUCCACGCUGAAAUACGUCCCUAUGUUUAUAAACCGGAUUCAAGCAUUCCAUUGAUCAUCAACUGCUCCAUCAGCCUGUCCACUGGGUGUCUUCUGAUCCUCAUAAUAGCAUUCCAUUAUAAGGACAUCCAGCUGUUCAUCACUGACCACAACCAGGUGGACUGGCGUAUUGCCAUGACCAGCCACAGGGUUAUUGUCAUCACCCUGGAGCUGCUGGUUUGUGCAAUCCAUCCUGUUGGAUCAUACUGGGGGGUAGGCCUCCACAUGAACUCCUCUUCCACUGUUCCCACUCCAUCUCCACUCUGUGCUUCCAGCCACCACAGCGAAGCCCUGAUGAACAUGGAGCUGCUAUUAUCAGUGCUGAUGUUCCUCCGUUUGUACUUGGUGCACAGAGCCAUCUUGCUGCACAGCAAAGUGCUGCUGAGUGCUUCCUACAGGAGCAUAGGCUCACUCAACAAUAUCAACUUCACCUUUCGCUUUGUUCUCAAGGUACUGAUGAACAAACACCCAGCACGCACGCUGCUAGCCUUCAUCCUCUUCUUCUGGCUCACUGUGUCCUGGAUGCUUACUCUGUGUGAGAGGCAGUCCGAAGAACCAACAGGCCACAUGGACACAGCGCUGUGGCUCAUAGCCAUCACCUUCCUGACAGUCGGCUAUGGGGACGUGGCACCCAAAACCAGCUGUGGCAGGGCUGUGUGCCUCUUCACUGGAGUCAUGCUGAAAAGUGGAAAACAGGGCGUUGCCUGCACCGCCAUGCUGGUUGCAAUUGUUACAGAGAAGCUGGCGCUGAAUAAAGGAGAGAAACAUGUGCACUUCUUCAUGAUGGAUAUCCAGAUUUCAAAAAGGAUCCGCCAUGCUGCUGCUAAUGUACUGAGAGAAUGCUGGCUUCUUCACCGCGCAAACGUGACAAAGGGCAACCGCGGUGAGCACAGAAAACACCAGAGAUGCCUUCUGGAAGCCAUCAGAGUAUUUCGACAUUUACGCCUUAAACAAAGAAAACUAAGAGAUUAUGUCAGUGAAAUGGUGGAUCUCCCAAAGAUGCAGAUGAUUAUGUGCGACCUCAGUGCCAGCUGGAAUAACUCCUAUCGGGAGCUGGAGCAGCGAAUCCUCUCCAUGGAGCAGAAGCUGGACGAGCUGAGUCGCUGCUUCCAACAAACCUCUGAGCUGCUGUCUCAGGUUAUACGUCACGGCAACCCAGAGAUCAGGUGACAUGGCUGCAUGCAUUUGUUAAAAAAAAAAAAGUCUGUGCUAUUUUCUUCUGAAGUAUCCAUGAAUCCCCUCCAACCAGAGCUGCUUCAGACUCUUAACAUGCUGAACCACUUGGGGGACUGGCAUACUCACUAAAGAUCAUCUUCUGGCCCUCUUCUGAGUGCACUGCACAGUGACUCACUGCUGUAAAAUUAUACAGAUAAAACAAGACUUCCAUUCAGUGCUGGGAAAUCAGAGUGCAUUUUCAGAAACAUACUGGGCUUUUAAGCAAAGGUAUUUGUAGCGGUGCACAAGAACUGACCUGAUCUCAGUCAAGGACUGUGGAGGAUCCUUUAAUGCGCAAUGACAAAGGAUCUAAACUGCUAUUUGUAAGACAUUAUCAAUAAUCUACACUCCUAGUUUAUUCCUGUGGAAUAAGCUAUUUUGCAUGUUAAUUUUAUUUUGCGCAGUAUUUCAGUGUUAAUCUAACCGUUUUCUCAUUACCAGACAGAAUGACUGCAAAUAAGCAUUGUUUGC
Molecule: messenger RNA, 2176 nt
Organism: Archocentrus centrarchus (flier cichlid)
Lineage: Eukaryota; Metazoa; Chordata; Actinopteri; Cichliformes; Cichlidae
Gene: kcnn4
Product: potassium intermediate/small conductance calcium-activated channel, subfamily N, member 4
Exons: 10
Coding region: 200-1660 (486 amino acids)
Biological process (GO): potassium ion transport
Cellular component (GO): membrane
Molecular function (GO): small conductance calcium-activated potassium channel activity; calmodulin binding
Source: RefSeq, a predicted model, not a curated record